This is a messenger RNA of Acanthopagrus latus (yellowfin seabream), 8740 nucleotides long. RefSeq names its product zinc finger protein 462-like. The record is from RefSeq and is a predicted model, not a curated record. Gene Ontology annotation, biological process: regulation of gene expression. The transcript is spliced from 11 exons. NCBI's taxonomy places the organism in Eukaryota, Metazoa, Chordata, Actinopteri, Spariformes, Sparidae. Gene Ontology annotation, cellular component: nucleus. The coding region runs from base 310 to 8013 and encodes 2567 amino acids.
CUCAGAGUAUUUCUGUGACUGGCUUGAAUUGAAAUAAUUGUGUGUUUCAUAGUUAGAGAGCGUUCUCUCGCGCCGCUAGUCGUCAUUAUUUUGAAGGUUGGGUGACAGUUGACGGAAGUGAAGUGGUCUUGCUGUUGGAGCGGAAGCAUGAGCCAGAAUAGUUGUACUCGCGGGAAAAAUGGCGGAAAUGUGUGCUCUUAUCACGUUAUCAACACCAGCGAUUCAAAACAUUGCCUCCUAAGCCUCAUCCAAUGCGUAUGUCACAGCUGUGUCUUUAGUUAAGGCUGUGGGUUUAGAGAGGAAUGCAAGAUGCAAGAAGAAUCAAUGCACAUCUCUUCCUCUGAAAACAAUCGAGCUCAAGAAUCCCCGAAAAACACUUACCAGUGUAGUCACUGUCCACUCAGCCUCAAAUCCAAGAUCUACCUUUUUGAACACCUCAACAAGGAGCAUGGCUUUGAUGUAGAUGCUGCUCUCAGAGAUGCUGGUUUAAAAAACCCUGGGACUACCAAAGCCAGCACUGACGACAGCAGUUUGGGAAACAACUUUGAAUGCCAGCAGUGUGAUUUUAAAAGUGGUAGUCAGGAUGUUUUGAAUGAACAUGAGAAGCGCUGUCAGAAAAAAUCAGAGGAUCGGAACAUGAUUGGGAAUCCAGUCAUUUCCGAGAACCAGGAGACCAAAACUACAUUGAAAAAUGAGCACAGGGAUGCCGUAGGAGCAAAAGCGAUUUCCUCUGCUUCCUCAGUUAAGCCUACCUCAAAAACUAAAUCCAUGCUUAACUCAUCAAAGGACGUGAAAACAUACAAGAGGCCACUGCAGACCAUCACCAAGUUCUUUAAGGCAUCUGGAUCAAACAGGAGUCCCCCAGCGAAGUUAGCUGACGGCUCCAAAGAAACCCUGCUCUUGCAAGAAUCUCCCUCAGACUCCAGUCCAAACAGUAGUGGUGUGUUUAAAGUCACUGCAAAGCCCACGAUUGAUAUAACCGGAAGGGCUAAUUACUGCUUUUUGUUAGAUGACCAACUUCAAAUUACUGAUCUGAGAGCACCAAAGCCUAAGCAACAUUUAACAGAAACAGCACCUGACAACAUUGGCAAGAGGUCUAGUAACACAAGCUCAAACCACCCCCCUGCUAAAAAAGCAAAGUCAGACAAAGACCAGGCAGAACUCCAACAGGACACGAAUGCCAGUAAGCAGCAAUCUACAAGCAGCACAGAGCUUGCAUUAGAGUUUAGUGAAGAUGAAGAAGAAAAGAAGGUUAAUCUUGUUAAUGGAGACAUGGGAAGCGCAGAAGUUUAUUUUUGUAAGCACUGUGACUUCAGUGACGUGAGCAUUAGAAGUGUGUCUACCCAUUAUCAGAAUGACCACCCAUACGUUAGGUAUACCACCGUUUACAUCCAGGAUCCUGGUGAUCAGAGUGCUACCUUUCGUUGUCUGGAGUGUCCAGUUGAGUUUUCUCGUGGAGCUGACCUGAAGAGACACUACACGGAAAAUCAUCCAGAGGCCCCCAAUGUAUUCACAAUGCAACCAAGUGAACUAUGUUUGCUUUUCAAAUGUUUUGUGUGUCCAUUUACCACAAAUGCUCUGAAAGCCUUGAAAGAACACUACAAGGAAGAGCACCCGAUACAUAGUGUGGAUAAUUCAUUGAUGUACUGCAGAUUUUCCACAACUAGAUGCCAAGAGGAACAAUCUGAGUCGUAUACAUGUGAAAAAGCUGGCAGUCCAGAAAAGCCACCAGAGAUUUCUCACGGGAGUGCUCAUACACCAUGUAAGGAAGUCAAUCCCACCUCCACAUCAGCGGAUGUGGCAAUGUAUCAUUGCAACAAAUGCAAGUUUAGUCAUAAGUCAGUUGUCGUUAUGCAUGUCCAUUACCAAAAAAGCCACCCUGAUGAAGCAGUCACGAUAGACAAAAUCAAACAGUCAGGUCAAAAUGUGUUACAUACAUCUUCGCAGCUCAUGCCUGAUAACUGUCCCAAGUCAGUGACAAUAAUAGAAAAAUCUCCACCUCAAAAGAAGAUCCUGGAUCGUUCAAAGACAAAAAGAAACAAAGCUGAGCUUUUACAGCAAACAAACUCUUCGCUGUCUACGAUAAAUCCUAAGCAAACAACAGAAGCUUCUGAGACUCCUCCAGAGUCUGACAACACUGAGACAAUGGAAUCUGCGAGUGAAGAAAAGAAGUCACCGACUGAACAGAGUGAGGAAACAUCUCCUGGGAUAAACAGUCUUAACAGCAGUGAAACAAGUGAAUUGUUGUACUGCCAGUUUUGCACUUAUUCAAGCACCAACAUUAAAAGUGUUGCUGGUCAUCAUAACGCAAAACAUUCUGCAUAUCCAACAUAUUAUGACGAGAUCUUAUGGUACAGUGCUGAGAUGAGGAAAAAGAAACUUGAGGCUAAGGCUAAGUUAUCAGCCCGUGCUAAGACCUCUAAGUCUAAAUCUAGUAAACAAGUUGAGGUGUGUAGUGAACGAGAACAUCGGCAUGAAGAGGAUAAGCCAGCAGAUAAUGCCUAUGCAUGUGCAGAAAACUUGUUUUACUGCCAAAAGUGCAACUAUGGAAAUCCGACUCCACAGGGAGUAUUGAACCAUCAAGCCAAAGGUCACCAAAACAUAAAAGGCAACAUGGAACAAGUUAUUGAAUAUACAGCUUUGAUUCGCGCUGAAAUUGAAAAGUCAAAACAUCAAGCCAAGAAUUUAUCAUUUUCUGGCUAUCUACCUCUUCCUCUUGUGAACGAGGGCGAUGAAAAUAUGUUUUUCUGCCACUUUUGCAACUACAGACAUAGUAAUCUCCCCUAUGUAAUGGUGCAUUUCAUGAAACAGCAUCGAGGAUUUGGUGCUCAGAGCGCACAAGUCAGUCAGUAUACUUCUAUGGUUUACGCACAGACACAGAAAUCACACCUUAAAACAGCUGUGAGCCAAGAAGUCAAUCAUGCAUCCCGUGAGAAAAAACAAAUUAAAAAGAAAAAAAAAAUCAAGCUUAGCAAAGAUUUAGCAUCACCUUUAAUAGGAGCCACAGAUCAAACACAAAGGAGCCUUCAGUGCCAUAGAUGUACAUACACCACUCAAACUGUGAGUGUUUUGAGGAGGCACAUGUGGAAAGCCCACAAGGCAAAUCGCUCAGUCAUGGAAAUGUUAAGAGUGUGUUAUAGACAAGGAGAUGUACAGACAGGGUACCACUGCGACCUGUGUGUUUUCUCUCAUGAAGAAGCAUUGGCCAUCUAUAAACACUACCAGGAACAACACCCAGUGCGUAAAGUAAGCCUUGAGUACGUAAAAACUCGGUUGUAUGUCAGCCCCGAAACAUGCUACCCUAAAAGGAAGAAACCUCAAACAAAGCAGUUUGAUGGUAUUAGUGAAGGUAAUGGCGCUGAUGGAAGCUCUCUAUCUCAAAGAUCUGGACAAAAUGAAACCAAGAUGUACUCUUGCAAGGCAUGUUCAUUUAAAAGUAGCUCCAUGUCAGGUAUCACUAGCCACUACCGUGCUGUUCACCCUUGGUCUGUGAAAGAAGAUGGCUCAGUCCUGGAUGUCACUGACAGUAAGAGGCAGAGUGCAAACCAGCAAGUGGAAGAUCACAGCGAGCAGCCUGUUUCUUUUGACACCUACCAAGCACCUCUUGACUUUGAAAACUCACCUGGUUCAUCUCACAAAGCCGUUUCGCACAAAAAAGCUCAAAAGAUCAAGUGCCCUUACUGCCCUGCAAGUUUCCCUACCCAGCAUGGCCUCAGUGUUCACUGUGGAAUGAAACACCAUGAAGUUGUAUCUGAAAAUGUAGAUGAACAUCAACAAGAGCAAGGGCAAAUCCAAAACCGUGUGCAUGUCUUUAAGUGUCCACAUUGUACCUAUGUAAAUACCAAUUACCAAGGCGUUCUCACUCACUGCCAAAUGAGGCAUCCUGCCCUCGUGUCCAGGGCAGACAGUCUUUACGUGGAUGAAGCACAUUUACACAACUGGGAGGACUGCGUGAAAAGUAACGGUCCUGGUUUCAAACUUUGUGGGUACAUGUGCGAAACCUGCCCACAAAUCUGUGCAACGCUGGAGAAGCUGAACAAGCACUGUGAAGAGGGCCACAAUGAGACUGAGGGAGACACAGUGCCAGACGAGCCCCAAUCGGCUCCCCAACCAUCCACUGUGGGUAAAAAGAAAAAACAUAUGAGCCACAGCAAUCAGGGUUCAGUAUCCAAAGCUUCCUUUUUGAAUAAGAAAACAUAUGCAGUGCUCAGAUGCCAGUCCUGCCCUUAUCAAUGCACCACGAAACUCGGGCUUGCUCGACACUUGCAGAUUCGCCACAAGAACGCGCCUCUCUCAAAGGUUUUGGAUGGUCUUUACAAGUGCGCCUUGUGUUCCAAUUUCUAUUUCAAGAAAAAGCGACUGGCAAGCCAUUAUGCUAAGAAACAUGGAAAGGAAGCCUUCUUAAAAUACUAUGCACCAGUAUACAAGCAGGUCCUUGAGAAGUCAACGCCAACAGCUCCUGACUGCCCUGUUCCUCAGCAACCAGAAGACACUUCUGAGGCAUCUAAAUCCAGCACGAUGACAGAAGGUGAAAGCAAAAAAAUGGUUUACAAGUGUCCAAGUUGUCCCUAUGUGAAUGCUAGCUACCAUGGCACGCUCACUCACUGCCAAAUGAAGCAUCCAGACGUCUUAGCCAGGGCAGACGAACUUCAAACCUGUGAGAUACUCGUAACCGACCUGGUCGAGUGUAAAAAGGGAAAAGGUUUUAAUGAAAGAGGGUACAUGUGUAAAACAUGUCCGCAAAUUCACAUAUCGCUGAAGAAACUGAAACUCCACCAUGAGAGGGACCACAGUCCAUUUGAGGCAGCAGCUCCUGAACAUUCAGUUGAAGUUGAAGCUGAAGAACAACCCGAUGACAGUUCUGUGGGCACAGUUUUAGAGGCUAUCUCUCUAAAAAGCGGAACACCCGAAGUGAGCACCACAGAACUUGACACCAGUCAAGAGUUGGGCACUCCAGAGACAUGUCAGUCAAACCCGGCGUUGGUACAGGACAAGAAACCACUGUACAAAUGCCGCAUUUGUCCCUAUAUGGGAUCGGUCCGGAAAUACCUGUAUUGUCACUACAAGAACACUCACAAAUUGGAUUCAUUUAACACAUGCAAGCUGCUCGAGAGGUACAACAAACGCAAGGCCAGGAAACUGCCCAAACCUAAACUGGUGGAGAGUACACAGGUCAAAUGUAAGAUGUGUCCAGACUUGACGUUUGACUCAUCUCAGCUGCUUAUUGACCACUAUAGUACAUCUCAUAACUCAGAUCGCAUAUUGGACUUCAUUGUGUUAUCACAAGCAUCAAAGAAGACCACAGGGCUUUACAAAUGUGCCCUCUGCAACAAACAAAUGAACGGCAUCAGAAAGCUGAGUCUUCAUCUGGAUCAUCACAGAGAGACGGCGAAAGAGAUGGCAAAUGCUGCAGUGACCAAGGCGUCAUUUGUCUUUAAGAUUACACCAGAAGACAAAACCAUUGAACCCAGCAGAGAGGAUGAACUGCCCUUGCUAGAAACUGUGGAGGACCUGGCUCAGUGGAAUGUGACACCCGUGGAGACAUUCACUGCACCACAAAGUCCUCCGUCGUCACCGAUGAAACUUGCUGACCAAGAGCAACCGUGCCAGGACUCGAGAGAGGAUGAGCUCACUUGCAAACAAUGUGGACGAACAUUUAUGUCGAUGAGAGGUUUGCACCUGCACGAGCGCAGCCAUGCUGCCGUGGCGGCCAUUAAAAAACAGAACAACCUGUCUACCUCAGCAUUAAAGCAAAAUAUUAACAAAUACGUCGUCUACAAAACUGGGACAAUGAGGCCUUUCCUAUGUAGCUUCUGUACCUUUCGGACAACCGUCAUGGACCUUUGGAGGAGUCAUUUUAUGAAAAAACAUCUAGAUGUCGUUAUGGGUUUUACUGAGACUGACAACCAAGAUGAGGAGAGCCGUCAGACGCCCGACAAGGAGCCCCCUAAUUCAUCAGAGGGAAUGAACAAUUUUUCUGAACCUGAGGAAGAACCUGAAAUUACUGAAAGAUCGCUGUACUUGGAGCCCCCAGAUGUGCAGCGGCAGUUGAACCACUAUAGCUUGAUGGCGAAGGCAGGUGCUGCAUCAGAAGCGAACAUGCAGGAAACACCGUUGGAUAACAGGCUGCUUUACUGUGAAGUCUGCAAUUUCAACACCGAAUACCUGUCUAGUAUGCGACGGCACUACCUAAAUCGCCAUGGAAAGAAGAUCUUCAGGUGCAAGGACUGUGACUAUUUCACUGGUUCAAGGAAAACCCUGGAGAUGCAUGUGGAGACGGGUCACUCUACAUGCCAGUCAAAACCUACCCAUCAGAGAGACCUCCGCUGCCCUUUCUGCCUCUACCAGACCAAGAACAAGAACAACAUGAUUGAUCACAUCGUCUUACAUCGUGAGGAACGCGUUGUGCCAAUAGAGGUGCGUCGGCCAAAGCUGUCGCGUUACCUUCAAGGCAUUGUCUUCCGUUGUCACAAAUGCACUUUCACAAGUGGCAGUCCUGAAAACCUGCGUCUGCACAUGACGAGGCACGAUGACAUCAAACCCUACAAGUGUCGGCUGUGCUACUUUGACUGCACUCAGCUGGGCGACUUGGAGGCACACCUGAGUGAUAAGCAUCAGGUUUUGAGGAAUCACGAGCUUGUUGGUCAGAUGAGCCUUGAUCAGCUAGAGGCAAGGGUUGGCAGGAUGCCAGAGGAGGAAGAGGAGCGUCUGUCUGACUUGGAGUGCCUCAACAACGACAGUGAGGAUGUAAAAACAGAGAGUUUUGUUACAGACUUCAGUGAAGUUCAAGCUGAGAACUCUGUGGAAGAUAACCACAGAGAGAAUGUUACACUAGAGUUAAACAAAGCAGGUCAGAAGCAAUGGCAGGAUGGCAAGAAUGGACAUAAAGAAAUUCCUGUUAAGACCUCUGUUUUGGAAUCUCAGUAUGAGAAUACAAAACUAAACCCCACUAUUAAAGAGAAUAAUGAGCAGGAGCCACAAGAACAAGCAAAAACUGUGUUCUUGCCAAACAAUGCAAAAGGACAGGAGAUCGAAAGUAUAGCAGGACUGAAAGUUUGUGAAGGGAUCAGUGUGGAUAUCCAGUAUGGGAAUCAUGAAGAGAGGCAGACAAAAGAGAAUCAAGCCCAAACCAAAGUCAGAGAUGGUGAAGACAGCGCGGUAACGAUCACGCAACAAAAAGAGGAAGCAGCAGAGGGUAGCUCAACAACAUAUGAGAAAAUAGCUGAAAAAGCACAGGCCCAGAAGCCAUGUGUAAAGGCGCUAAAUCACAGAACGUUAAACAUCGAGGCUAGGGUUGAAGAUGACGUACUACGUCAAAUCUUCCUGCUAGAUGAGGAUGGCAGCAUCCGCACAAUACACAAGAAGGCAGAUCUGGACAAAACAGUUAAGACAGAGAAGGAGAUCGAGCAAGAGGUUGUAAAUAAUAUUCUAAAUGAGAUCCAGAUGCUGGAUGGAGAGGGCAGCAUCACUUUGGGCCACAACCGAAAAAAUCAUGUUAAUACAGAGUCAGCUUCAGCUUCAGCUUCUGCAAAGACAAAUCAAAGGAACGCGCUUACUCUUGGUCCCAACUGUGGGCUCAUUAAAAUGAGCCAAAAGCGAAGCUUAGGUGUCUUGUUUACAAACUGCAAAGAGACACAAGUGGAAAAUAAGAAAAACUACGAGGAGCUAAGAGACAAUGAUGAGGAAAUGCCAGAACUUGAGGAUGAAUAUCUAGAAGAAGAAAAGGGCCCACUGGGUAGUUGCAAGGAGCAAGAUGAGACUGAUGAGCAUGAGCUGAAGCAGGACGAGGAGGAUGAGAUGAUCACCGAAGACGACGGAAACAAGUGCACAAAUCGGGGACACCAGGGGAGUGACGGGACACAGGAAGCUGAGAAUCCACCUGUGCCCAAAGGUGCGCUCACUGUCAGAGAUGGAGCAUCUACAGAGGAGAAACUGUUUACAUGUGACCUCUGUGGACGAAACCUCACCACCAGCUCUGAACUGAAGCAGCACAUUGUGCGACAUAGGAUAUAAUGUUUGUCUUUGUGUUGAGGAUGGCAGUUGGAGUUUCGCAUGGUGAUUUUUGUGUUGGAAGCUAGAUUUUAUCUUCAUGGACUGUCCUCUACACUCUCACAGCAAUUUGUGUUUCUGAACAACCUGGUUUUUCAUGUUUUGAAGAUUUUAAACUUUUUCUAAUUAAAUGUUUUUAUGGUAAAGAUUUGGAUAGAAUUUAAUUUUGUGAGUCAAUAAAUUCAAGCUUCAGAACCAGUGUGGUGAAUGUAUGGAGUGCGGCAUGUUGUCAUUAAGAAGUUGUUUUACAUUUGUUUCGUUUAAAGACACUAACAGAUAUGCAUGAAUAACUCAUGUGAAGAUCUUUUUCUUUUAUGAAAAAUAUUAUUAUUCUUUAUGAUAAUGGAAAUAUUAAUCAGAGAUUAUUACUGUAAAACAUCCACAAAUCUCUACACUGUGAACUACUGUUGCAUAUAAACUGGCAUUGAACCUCCUUGUUCAAUAUCAUGACCUGGACCAACCUCAGCUCCACAGAUGUGGAAAUGCUUGUGCUGCCUUCAAGUGCCGUUGGGUAUUUGAAUACAAGUUGUUGUAUAGCUUUCCAGGGAAGUAAAUGCUUCCAAGUACAAUACAAGCUGUAUUACAUUUGAUGUGCUGUAUUAAUAAUAAAUGUAUGUUUACUUUGUAACGUUUUUGUCGUAUGGUACAGUUGUUUUUGUAAAUAAACUUAAAGUCUGAUUUACAUACCUGA